Messenger RNA from Aspergillus aculeatinus CBS 121060, 1704 nucleotides. RefSeq lists its product as uncharacterized. Lineage: Eukaryota; Fungi; Ascomycota; Eurotiomycetes; Eurotiales; Aspergillaceae. Bases 1 to 1704 code for a protein of 567 amino acids. The transcript has a single exon. The record is from RefSeq and is a predicted model, not a curated record.
AUGGGGCCCCCUGUUCACCCCCAGGCGCCGCGCGAGCCGGGGUUACCUGCCGACGAAGAGAUCGCCAACUUCAACCUGACCGAGGUAUACGCAGUCCUGUCGAAGAUCGAGAGCACCAAUCAAUACAUCGUGGCGUGGGAGGCCGCAGCUAGCAGAAGCUCCGCGGCGAACAUGCGACACCGCGAAGGCCGGCGACUGCGGUACAAGCUGGACGACAAACGCAAGGUGCUGCGCGCGGCCGCCAACGAACUGUCGAGGGACCAGAUCCGCCGGCUCACCAUCCUCGAGAUGCCCCCCGAGGUGCUGCUCAAGGCCUUCGAGUACUUCCGCCAUCCCGGCGUGGAACCCGGCCUGGUCGGGUGGUCGUGGCCGGAGCUCAACGCCAACGAGCACUCGUACCAACGCGAGCGGCAGAACCUCUCCGACGCGCGGUUGGUCUGUCGGGCGUUCGAAUCGUGUGCCUCGCCCAUCCUGUUCUCCUUUGUCGCGGUGAGCCUGUCGCAGGCAUCGCUCGACCGGUUCGUCGCCCUCUCCCGCUGCCCCGGCCUGGCGCGCGCGGUGCGUGGCGUGCUGAUCAGACUGCCCUACCGACCCCCCGAGCUCGCCGCCGACUUUGUCCGGUUCUAUCAACAUCGCUCGAGGCUCGAACCGUAUGCUCACCUGGCCGGUCUGACGAUGCCGGAGCAUCGCGCCGCGUUCCUGCGGGCCCAUGCAGGGUAUGGCCGCGCGCACGAGGAACAGCACCAGCUGAUCGCCAGCGGCGACUUUGUGCGAACGGUGACCCAAUCGGUGGGGCGAAUGCCCAACGUCAUUACGAUGGGAGUGACGGAUCGCGAGAACACCAUCAUGGAUUACGCACGCUACGUGGAGUAUGAGAAGGAAGGCCAGGCCGAGCCCGCCCACCUGCACACGCGCCUCCUCGAUCCUCUGCCCUGGAGACACACCGAGCACCCGCCGGCAAGGAUCCUCUUCGAGCUCCCCGUCGCCCUCCAAGCCACCGGCUGUGCGCUGCAGCACGUCUCCCUCGACUCGCUGCGACUCGUCGACGCAUUCCCGUCCGCCACCGGCCCCGACCUGGGCACCCUGGAUUCCUUCUCCCAGCUCCGCGCCGCCUGUCAGGACCUCCGCAGCGUCAGCAUCGGCGAUCCGAGCGAGUGGUGGGCGGGCAGCCGCGGGGAGAUCCUGGCCUUCGACCGGGCGGCGGCGACCGAGUACCUCCACGCGCUGCUGUCCAGCCGGCGUGUCGAGCGCGUGCAGAUCGCCCUGCGGCCGAUGCUGGGCCCGGAUUCCCAGUCCUUCGCCCACGAGUUCGAUGUCGGCCCGCUGGUGCGCCGCGUGCGGUGGCCGUGUCUCCGCGAGCUGUCCCUGAUGUGUGUGGUCAUGGCGGAGGAAGACCUGCGGGAGUUGCUCGCGCACCUGGAGAACUCCUCCCUGCAGCGAAUCAGCCUGGCCUACGUGCACUUCCGCGCCGGCAGCUGGCCCGAUCUCCUCGACACCUGGCGUGAGGCCGUUCGCGAGGAUCGCUACCGCCACCCGCUCCGAGUCACUUUCAACUCCCCGUCCGAGCGUGAGAAGAGCUACGACUACGCGUUGACCUGGCAGCGGGCGGCCAUGUACGUCGUGGGGGCGCCCGGCGUGCUCAGUAACCCUUUUCGACCCCGUAAUGCAUGGACGAAGAUUGAUAGCGCAGAGGAUAGUGAGUAG